Messenger RNA from Drosophila hydei, 1050 nucleotides. RefSeq names its product transcription initiation factor TFIID subunit 8. NCBI's taxonomy places the organism in Eukaryota, Metazoa, Arthropoda, Insecta, Diptera, Drosophilidae. Gene Ontology annotation, molecular function: protein heterodimerization activity. Gene Ontology annotation, biological process: transcription initiation at RNA polymerase II promoter. Bases 70 to 1050 code for a protein of 326 amino acids. Gene Ontology annotation, cellular component: transcription factor TFIID complex. The record is from RefSeq and is a predicted model, not a curated record. The transcript is spliced from 5 exons.
AACUCAUUGACGGCCUGUCAAAACUAAUUAAGUUUGUUGCUUUCGUUGACUUGCACUUGCGGAAUCAUAAUGAAUCCCUUUGAGGAGAUAUUGCGGCAGGUCGUCGAGCAAAUGCUUUGUCACAAGGAAUGCCAACCGGAAAACCAGCUUGUGCGUGAUAAGCUGGUCUACUUGAUGCGCUACAGACUGCGUGACAUUGCGGUCACCACCUCGAAUGCCGCCGGCCAUGCGGGUCGCUCCACGCCCUGUUACUUUGAUGUGGAGCGCACGUUCCGCGUGCUGGGCAUUGGGGUCAGCGGCUUGCGGGAGAUACGUUAUAGCAGCCCAGAGACUCAGCCAGCGGUCGUGAGCUUUUCUCCAAUGGAGACCCGAGACGAGGACAUACAUCAGAGUCCACAGUUGGAUAUCAAUCAACAGCGUGGCACACGCAGUGGACGGCACAUACCGAAAUAUAUGCCACCUUUCCCCGGACUCCAUACCUACAGGAACACCAUGAUGGACAUUGUGACGGAUCGAGGCUACAGCUCGGAGCGGGAGCGUCGUGCGCAACUGCAUCAGAGUGCCCAGAAGGCGCUUAAUGCAUUUUAUCUGCGCACAAUGCCGAAAUCUUCGCUGUUCACCGAGCCGCAACCGAACACGGAUUUUAUGGUGCUUAAAUUGCCAGCGCCCACGAAGCCAGCAUAUGUCACGGCUCUUAUGCCGAGGGAUGAGGUGUUCGAUGUGGACAUCUAUGAGCUCAAUGAGGAGUUCAAUGAGAGGGCCCAAAGCAAUUCUUUUAUGCAAAAGUCCAAGGGCCUGAGGCUACAAAUUCAAGAAUUGGAUAACUGUAAUCAAGAUGAAUCUGAAGAAAAUCAGGUUUAUGAGAAAGAAAAUGAAACUGAGCAAAUGAACUACGACGACAGUGAGAAUUAUGAAGAGUAUGAUUAUGACAAUGAGAAUAUGGAGUACGGAGAGACUGAGAUGGAGAAUGAGAUUGGGAAUGAGAAUGAAAAUGCGAAUGAAAAUGAGAACGAAAACUGCAUUGCAGUGCAGGGUAUUUAUAUGCUUUAA